CCCGUGAAACCGCGACGAUCACGUUAGAUAGUAAGUCACUUAUUUUGAGAAGAGAAGAAUUUUCUCUUCUCUAACCCCCACUUUGAAGUCGACUGAGACAUUUGCAUAGAUCAGAAAAAAAUUCAAUUAAUUUCUUAAAAUUAUUCAACAUAAAUGAUUGGUAAUCGUCACAUUUAUAAUUGGAACCAUACUCGUAGGCAGAUUUCAACCAGUGUUUCAAGUAGCAUCCUUGUCCGCUCCAGGAGAAAAAUGCAGCUGAUAUUAAAAUGCCUGAAUGGUAGCAGUUCGUCAAUGGAUGUAGACCACAAUACUUUGAUAUUAAAUGUAAAGAAGAAAGUAGAAAAGGACCUGAAAAUUCCCGUCUGGCAACAAACACUAAUAUUUAUGGGAUCACCACUGCAAGAAGACAAAAUAAUUGGCGAUUACCCCAAAAUUAAAGAUGGCACAAAGUUGUUUAUUAUUGUCAAGAAACCUGAAAGUUUCCAAGCAGUCCUAAACAAAUUUCUUCGAAAAUAUUACUCGGAGGAACAGUGCAAAACUAUAGUGAAGGAAUUUAUGAAGAACUUUGAAGCAACUGUAAACAAUCUGAGCUUAGAUGAUUUGGAAAGAAUGGCAAUUGCAAAUUUGAACGAGCAAUGAGUAAUUUAAUCUACAUGCAUAAUAUGUAUUAACAAUAUUUCGUAUUUAUAAAUGAUUAAGUCAUAUUAAAUGAAAAUAGUAACUUUA
This is a messenger RNA of Dendroctonus ponderosae (mountain pine beetle), 726 nucleotides long. RefSeq names its product ubiquitin-60S ribosomal protein L40. The transcript has 2 exons. Gene Ontology annotation, molecular function: protein binding. The coding region runs from base 154 to 639 and encodes 161 amino acids. Lineage: Eukaryota; Metazoa; Arthropoda; Insecta; Coleoptera; Curculionidae. Gene Ontology annotation, biological process: post-translational protein targeting to endoplasmic reticulum membrane. The record is from RefSeq and is a predicted model, not a curated record.